Molecule: messenger RNA, 1755 nt
Organism: Triticum aestivum (bread wheat)
Lineage: Eukaryota; Viridiplantae; Streptophyta; Magnoliopsida; Poales; Poaceae
Exons: 2
Coding region: 144-1364 (406 amino acids)
Molecular function (GO): protein binding
Source: RefSeq, a predicted model, not a curated record
GUUCACACGAGCCCAUUCAGAACGCCGAACCGCAGAAACCCCACUCCUCCCACUCGCAACUCCACGCCGCGGCGGCGCUGCUCCACCACUCCCCCGCAAAUCCCUCGACGGAAACCCCAAUCCGGCGACGCGACGGCGGCCCGAUGCCCCCCACGACGAGCCUCCUUCUGGCGCAGUGCGGCCGCCACUCGCCGCCGGCGCUGGUCGACGACGCCAUGAGGGAGAUCUUCCUGCGCGUCCCGGCGGACGACCCCAAGACCCUCGUCCGCGCCGCCGCCGUCUGCACGACCUGGAGCCGCAUCCUCUCCGACGUCAUCUUCACCCGCGAGUACCGCGCCUUCCACGGGGCGCCGCCCAUGCUGGGCUUCCUCCACAACACGCACCACGAGAGGUCGUGGGGGAGAGGGAGGAUCAAGCAGCACGAGGAGUACCUGGUCUCCAACUUCGUCUCCGCCGCGUCCUUCCGCCCGCCGGCCUGCCACGAGCGCCGCCACUGGCGCGUCCUCGACUCCCGCCACGGCCUCGUCCUCUUCCACACCCCCAAAAGGGACGAGGACUUCGUCGUGUGCGACCUCGUCACCUACGACCGGUGGAGGAUCGACGCCGCCCCCGAUUGCGCGGAAAUCAUCUGGAAUCGUCAAGAUGACGACGAUGAGGAGGACGAGGAAGAGGUCGAGGGAGUAACCUGGAAUGCUGCAGUGCUCUGCGCCAAGGAUGGAUGCGACCACCUCUACUGCCAUGGCGGCCCUUUCCUUGUGGCCCUCGUCGGCUCCGACGAGGAACAGGAGCUCACCUUUGCAUCCGUAUACUCAUCAAAGACUGAUGAGUGGAGUGACAUGAUCUCCAUUGAGGGGCCGAAUGCCAUCGAGAUGACUGGGCAAAUUGGCGUUGUUGGAAAUAAGGUCUAUUUCCAAUGUGCAUAUACCCAAAGUAUUGUGGAGUACAACAUGGGUGAGGAAGAACUAUCGCUGAUUGGUCCAAUAUUUGAAGAUGAUAGAGAGGACAUGCCGACCAUUGACCUCAUGGGGAUGGAGGAGGGCAUGCUGCUGUUCGCCACCGUGCUGGAGCCUAGACUCUACCUAUGGUCAAUGGAAGCUGGCUCCAAUGGAGCUGCGCCAUUGGCACGGCGCAGAGUCAUUGAGCUCGAACCGUUGCUCCCUUCUGGUGCCCUCUUGGAUGUGUUCGUGGUUGGUUUUGCAGAAGGUGUUGGUCUCAUCUUCCUGAGUACAAAGGCUGGGUUGUACACAAUUGAGCUCAACUCAGGCCGAAGCAAGGAGGUACAUAGAGCGUCAUCUUUCAAAAGAGUCAUGCCCUACACAAGCUUCUACACUAGAGCUUGGGGGCGAAUGCCGACCUCUGACUAAGCUUCCUGUUGGUGCUACUGCUACAUCAGCAUAAUCAAAUGGCGUCAAAACAAUGGAUCUGUUUGCUUUUGCUGCCCAGGAAGAAUUUGUACCACUGAACUUCGGUGUCUUCUUUUGCUGGAUGUGUUGGAUUGUUCAGUCAGGGUGUAUGUGCUUUUGUUCUGUUUGUGCUUGUGCCAAAACUCGAGUCAGCAGUCAUUGUGUCCGUAACACCAGCAGGGUAUUGAUGUGUUUUGCCUAAGGAAUUAAGGUAAGGAAGUAGAACAUGAUCAAUUGUGACAGUAACUUAUGAGUGUAGACUUAAAGUACCUAAAUUUUAAGGAGACGGAGAUAUCUAUGUACUAAUAAUCAGCUGGGCUAUGUCGAUCUUUGGAAGGUCAUCUUAUAUUUC